AUGUCAAGCAAGCAGAAAAAGGUGUCCCGCAAGAGAUAUCGUCUAAUCCACUUUUCUAUCCUUGGUUCAAGGAUUGUAUUCGAGAAUCGAGCUAUCGAUGGAACUCAUAUUCCUGCAUUUAUUUUUAUGGAAGAUCAACCAAGAUAUAGAAAUCGUAAAGGAGUUCUUUCUCAAAAUGUCCUUGCUGUGGUAGAUUUUGAUAUGAAUUUUCAAUACGUGCUUGCUGGCUGGGAAAGCUCUGCUUCAGAUUCUAGAUGGAACUGGGAAGAUGCAUAUUUUGAAGAGCACAUGGAAAAGGAAAUAGAAGAUUCUCAUAAUUUGGAUGAUAUUGAUUCAGAUUCAGAUGAUGAAGAACUUGGACGAGGCCGGACUAAUAUUGACAAACAAUAUAUGUGCAAUCUAAAAGAUGGAAUAGCUCAUCAGAUAUGGUGUGCUAGAUCAAUUAGAUAA
Molecule: messenger RNA, 450 nt
Organism: Nicotiana attenuata
Lineage: Eukaryota; Viridiplantae; Streptophyta; Magnoliopsida; Solanales; Solanaceae
Exons: 3
Coding region: 1-450 (149 amino acids)
Source: RefSeq, a predicted model, not a curated record